AUGAGCCGCCAGCAGGGGAGUGUGUGGUUGGUGGUGGCGGCUUCACUCCUUCACGCAUCCCUGCAAGGCGAGUUCCAGAGGAAGCUCUAUAAGGAACUGCUCAAGAAUUACAACCCCUUGGAAAGACCGGUCGCCAACGACUCCCAGCCGCUCACAGUCUAUUUCUCCCUGAGCCUCCUGCAAAUCAUGGACGUGGAUGAAAAGAAUCAAGUUUUAACCACCAAUAUUUGGCUGCAGAUGUAUUGGACAGAUUACUAUUUGCAGUGGAAUGUGUCUGAAUAUCCGGGUGUGAAGAAUGUUCGCUUUCCAGAUGGGCAGAUUUGGAAACCAGAUAUUCUUCUGUAUAACAGUGCUGAUGAGCGAUUUGAUGCUACAUUUCAUACCAACGUUUUAGUGAAUUCUUCAGGACAUUGUCAGUACCUCCCUCCAGGCAUAUUCAAAAGCUCUUGCUACAUCGAUGUGCGCUGGUUUCCCUUUGAUGUACAACAGUGUAAACUGAAGUUUGGAUCAUGGUCCUAUGGAGGAUGGUCCCUGGAUUUGCAGAUGCAAGAAGCAGAUAUUUCUGGCUACAUUUCAAAUGGAGAAUGGGAUCUAGUUGAAAUUCCUGGAAAGAGGAGUGAGCGAUUUUAUGAUUGCUGUAAAGAACCAUAUCCAGAUGUAACAUUCACCGUGACCAUGAGACGCAGGACGCUCUAUUAUGGCCUUAAUCUUCUCAUCCCGUGCGUGCUGAUAUCUGCACUGGCCUUAUUAGUGUUUUUGCUUCCUGCAGACUCCGGAGAGAAAAUCUCACUUGGAAUAACGGUUUUGCUAUCCCUCACUGUCUUCAUGCUCCUUGUGGCUGAAAUCAUGCCUGCAACAUCUGACUCAGUGCCAUUAAUAGCUCAGUAUUUUGCCAGCACAAUGAUCAUCGUUGGUUUUUCUGUUGUGGUGACGGUCAUCGUUUUGCAGUAUCACCACCAUGAUCCUGAUGGAGGGAAAAUGCCAAAGUGGACCAGAAUCAUCCUCCUGAACUGGUGCGCCUGGUUUCUGAGAAUGAAACGACCAGGAGAGGACAAGGUCCGCCCUGCCUGUCAGCACAAGCAGCACCGGUGUAGCCUGACCAGCGUCGAGCUCAACGCCAUGUCUGGGCAAGCGACCAGCAAUGGAAACAUGCUCUACAUCGGCUUCCGUGGACUAGAAGGGACGCACUGCAUGCCUGCCAGUGACUCUGGGGUCAUCUGCGGGAGGAUGACUUGCUCUCCCACUGACGAGGAGAAUAUCCUGCACAGCGGGCACACCUCAGAGGGGGACCCGGACCUGGCUAAAAUUCUGGAAGAGGUUCGCUACAUUGCCAACCGAUUCCGUGACCAGGAUGAAGAAGAAGCGGUUUGCAAUGAAUGGAAGUUUGCAGCCUGUGUGGUGGAUCGCCUGUGCCUGAUGGCCUUUUCAGUCUUCACCAUCAUUUGCACCAUCGGGAUCUUGAUGUCAGCACCAAACUUUGUGGAGGCUGUGUCUAAAGAUUUUGCUUAA
Gracilinanus agilis (Agile Gracile Mouse Opossum) is the source of this 1509-nucleotide messenger RNA. It is a transcript of the gene CHRNA7, whose product is annotated as cholinergic receptor nicotinic alpha 7 subunit. Gene Ontology annotation, molecular function: protein binding; acetylcholine-gated monoatomic cation-selective channel activity; transmembrane signaling receptor activity. The coding region runs from base 1 to 1509 and encodes 502 amino acids. The record is from RefSeq and is a predicted model, not a curated record. Gene Ontology annotation, biological process: chemical synaptic transmission; signal transduction; nervous system process. The transcript is spliced from 10 exons. Gene Ontology annotation, cellular component: synapse; neuron projection; postsynaptic membrane. NCBI's taxonomy places the organism in Eukaryota, Metazoa, Chordata, Mammalia, Didelphimorphia, Didelphidae.